CAGGUACUGGUGCUCUGGACACAACCUCUUCACCUGUCAUCAUGGAGCUAGGAGAGGCCUUCACCAUCUUUCUGGAGCUCUGCUUGUUUUUUUUGCUCAUCUUCACUGCCUGGGUACAGAUCAACAAGAAGGGAAAUCUGCCCCCUGGCCCCACACCUCUGCCCUUCCUGGGGAAUGUGUUGCAACUCCAUGCUGGUAACAUCUCUCAGUCUUUCACAAAGCUCAGGGUGAAAUAUGGCCCAGUCUUUACAGUGUACAUGGGUUCCCGGCCAGUAGUUGUUUUAUGUGGACAUGAAGCAGUAAAGGAAGCCCUGGUGGGCCAAGCAGAUGAGUUCAUUGGCCGUGGGAAGAUGCCUUCACUAGAGAGAAGCUUCCAAGGUCAUGGUGUAGUUCUGGCUAAUGGAAAACGAUGGAGGAUUCUCCGAAACUUCUGCCUGACCACCCUUUGGGACUUCAGGUUGGGAAGGCGGAGGAUUGAGAAUCGGAUCCAGGAGGAGAUCAGCUUUCUACUGGAGGAAUUUCAUAAAGCCGAUGGUGCCCCCAUCAAACCCAGCUUCUUCCUGAGCCGCAGCGUCUGUAACGUCAUCAGUUCCAUUCUCUUUGGGAGCCGCUUUGACUAUGAGGACAAGCAGUUUCUGAAGCUGCUGCAGAUGAUUAAUGAGAGGUUCACUGAAAUGAACUCGCCCUGGACGCAGCUAUAUGACAUGUAUUCCGGAAUCAUGCAAUAUUUGCCAGGAAGACAUAAUCGCAUCUACUACCUGACAGAAGAGCUCAAGGACUUCAUUGCCUCGAGGGUCAAGAUCAACGAGGCAUCCUUUGACCCACAGAACCCUCGGGACUUCAUUGACUGCUUCCUCAUCAAGAUGCACCAGGAGAAAAAUGAGGCCUACACAGAAUUCAACCUUAAGAACUUGAUCGUCACCACUCUCAAUCUACUCUUUGCUGCCACAGACUCAGUGAGCGGCACCCUCUACUAUGGAUUCCUGCUGCUAAUGAAGCAUCCUGAGGUGGAAGCCAAGAUCUGUGAAGAGAUUAACCAUGUGAUAGGACCACACCGAAUCCCAAGUGUGGAUGACCGAGUCAAGAUGCCCUACACAGAUGCUGUAAUACAUGAGAUACAGAGAGUGAUUGCACCCCUGGGAUAUCCCCACAGUGUCACUCGGGACACUUAUUUCCGAGGCUACCUUCUGCCCAAGGGCACUGAUGUGUUUCCUGUGCUUGGCUCCGUCCUCAAAGACCCCAAAUACUUCCGCUACCCAGAUGCCUUCUAUCCUCAACACUUCUUGGAUGAGCAGGGCCACUUCAAGAAGAAUGAAGCCUUUGUGCCUUUUUCUUCUGGAAAGCGCAUCUGCCUGGGCGAGGCCAUGGCCCGAAUGGAACUCUUCCUCUACUUCACCUCUGUCCUUCAGAACUUCUCGCUACGCCCGCUGGUGCCACCUGCUGACAUCGAUAUCACCCCCAAGAUCUCAGGCUUUGGCAACAUUCCCCCAACCUAUGAGCUCUGCCUGGUGGCCCGCUGAGCGCCCCCUACUGGGUGCAAAAGGAACCAUGGAGAGCUCUACCCAAGUAUACAGGGGCACCCACCCCCAUCUCCUUAAAAUCUCUCAACAACCCUAAGAGAAGGUGCUACUGUCGUGGGGCCACAGGUCAGUGAGGGUCACUUGAAAAUAUAGAGUUGCUUAUCUUCUAGAAAAGCCAGGCCCUGUCCAACCUUUCAGCAACAACCUGGAGAAUUUGCAUUCUCCUGUUCACCUCUGCCUAGGCUUCCUGUCUCCACCAAAUUCUUGUUGUAGAUUCUCUGGCUUUAUGCUGUCCCUUUGUGUGUGCACA
Myotis daubentonii (Daubenton's bat) is the source of this 1830-nucleotide messenger RNA. Its product is annotated as cytochrome P450 2G1-like. The record is from RefSeq and is a predicted model, not a curated record. Gene Ontology annotation, cellular component: intracellular membrane-bounded organelle; cytoplasm. Gene Ontology annotation, molecular function: heme binding; iron ion binding; arachidonate epoxygenase activity. Gene Ontology annotation, biological process: epoxygenase P450 pathway; xenobiotic metabolic process. NCBI's taxonomy places the organism in Eukaryota, Metazoa, Chordata, Mammalia, Chiroptera, Vespertilionidae.